CGCGAAGCCUGGAGCACUUCCGCCCUGUUGUGAAGUGGGUGUCUCGGUGGAACCUUGGGGAGCAUUGCCUCUCCUAGGAGCCCCUUGAAGGACACGCCUUAGAUGCAGGAAGACGUUGAACGAGGACAGCCUAGCUGAAGCGAGGUAUCCUGGACCGACCAUGGCCGUGGCCCUAGAACCCCAGACCCAGGCCUCUCACCAGCCAGAGCCUGAAGAACUCCUGAUUGUGAAACUGGAGGGGGACUCGUGGAGAUCAGAAUCCAAACUCCGGCAGGAGGACCGUGUCCCUGUCCCUGGCCCCGAAGCCUCUCGCCAGCGCUUCAGGCAGUUCCGGUACAGGGAUGCGGCGGGACCCCACGAAGCCUUCAGCCAGCUCUGGGCGCUCUGCUGUCACUGGCUGCGGCCAGAGAUCCGCCUCAAAGAGCAGAUCCUGGAGCUGCUGGUGCUGGAGCAGUUCCUGACGAUCUUACCCAGGGAGGUCCAGGCCUGGGUGCAGGAGCACCACCCUGAGAGUGGCGAGGAGGCCGUGGCCCUCGUGGAGGAUUGGCACCGAGAGGUCCAGGCUGUGGGCCAGAGGGAACUGGACUUGUGUGCAGAAGAGGCCAGGUCCUUAAAGGCAAUGCAGGAAUCUCAGCCUUGUCAGCUGCAGCCGGCAAAUCACUGGCCCAAGGCACAGCGCCAGAAGCAGUGGGUGAAGAAUUCAUGCCCUGACCUUCCCAAGCAUCUAGACACCAAGAUGGUGCCGCAGCCCUUGAAGGAGAGCGCUGUCCUCACUCCCCGAGUCCCUGCUGUCCCAAAGAUGGGGAGUGUUGGAGAUUGGGAGGCGACAGCCGAGUCCCAGGAAGCUCUGGACCCUGGCAAACACGCUGAGAAGGAGUUCUGCAAGGACCCCCCAGGAGACGGGUGUGGGAGCGGCGUGCCUCUAGGAGUUCCAGUUUCAAAACCAAGUAUCAACUGCCAGCAAGAGCAAGGACCAGAACUUUGGCGUCCAAGCUUUAUAAAUUCCGGAAAAAGGAACACAGCAGAUUAUAACCCAGGUAAUGAGCAAACAACACCAGCUCAGGCAUUGGCCUGGAGAGACUCAAAGGCCUGGGAGGAACCAUACCAGUGGGACACAGAGGACAUGAAGGUGUCGGGUGUGCACUGGGGCUACGAGGAGACCAAGACUUUUCUGGCAAUUUUGAGUGAGUCUCCUUUCUCUGAAAAGCUCCGGACUUGUCACCAGAACCGCCAGGUGUACCGGGCCAUUGCAGAGCGGCUGAGGGCCCGGGGCUUCCUGCGGACCCUGGAGCAGUGUCGCUACAGGGUCAAAAACCUCCUACGGAAUUACCGGAAAGCCAAGAGCAGCCACCCACCAGGGACGUGCCCCUUCUAUGAGGAGCUGGAGGCCCUGGUGAGGGCACGGACGGCCAUCAGAGCCACAGACGGCCCAGGAGAGGCUGUGGCACUCCCCAGGCUGGGGGAUAGCGAUGCAGAGAUGGAUGGGCAGGAGGAAGGGGGCUGGGAGCCUGAGGAAACAGCAGAAGACUGUGAUGGUGAUGACCUGGCCCCUGAUGAGUCCAUCCGGGAGCCCAGGAUCCCAGGGGGCCCAACUCUGUUCCAGAGUCGUAUUGCAGGUGUGCAUUGGGGCUACGAGGAGACCAAGGCCUUCCUGACCAUUCUUAGUGAGUCCCCAUUCUCUGAAAAGCUUCGCACCUGUCACCAGAACAGCCAGGUGUACCGGGCCAUUGCAGAGCGGCUGUGUGCACAGGGCUUCCUGCGGACCCUGGAGCAGUGUCGCUACAGAUUCAAAAACCUCCUUCGAAGCUACCGGAAAGCCAAGAGCAGCCACCCACCAGGGACGUGCCCCUUCUAUGAAGAACUGGAUUCCCUGAUGAGGGCGCGGACUGCGGUCAGAGCCAUGGGAACCCUCAGGGAGGCAGCAGAUCUCCCUAGGUCGGGGCACAACAGUACUGAGGCUGGUGACCAGCAGGCCUGGGAUGAGAUGGCAGAUGAAGAUGCCAUCAAAUCUUUAGCCUCAUGUCCUAAUAUCCCAGAUACCGGGUUUGAGAUGAGGCCCAAGGAUGAAGACCAGAUUUCGGAGCAGGACAUUUUUGAGGAUUUGCCUGGAGCCUUAUCAAAAUGCACUAGAGAGGAUGUUUGCCACCCUCCUGACUGGGGGCAAGACAGUGAAAAUGAAGAGGAAGGUGAAGGGCAGUGGGGAAACACCGAGGAGCAGUGGGAAGAAUGUUCAUCUGAAGAGGACUUAGAAAAACUUAUCGACCAUCAAGGCCUGUACCUGGCAGAGAAACCCUACAAGUGCAAUACAUGUGUGAAAAGCUUCAGUCGGAGCUCCCACUUCAUUGCCCACCAGCGGAUCCACACAGGUGAGAAGCCCUACAAAUGCCUUGAAUGUGGGAAAAGCUUUAGUGAUCGCUCCAACCUCAAUACCCAUCAGAGAAUCCACACUGGGGAGAAGCCCUAUAAAUGCCUCGAAUGUGGGAAAAGCUUUAGUGAUCACUCCAAUCUUGUCACCCACCAGAGAAUCCACACAGGCGAAAAGCCCUAUAAGUGUGGGGAAUGUUGGAAAAGUUUCAACCAGAGCUCAAACCUCCUGAAACAUCAGAGAAUCCACUUGGGAGGCCAUCCUGACCAUUACAGUGAGCCUGGGGAAAACUUGGGCCUAAGCUUAUCCUUCAGUGCUCACUGCAGGAACGCUGCAGAAGAGACGUCUCUUCAACAGCCUCAGAGCACCAGUAAGAACUUGAAUUCUGGCCCACACAGCACCAACUCAGGGGAAAAGCUCUACCAGUGUUCUGACUGUGGGAGAACCUUCUCGAAGAGCUCUGCCCUCAUUAGUCACCAAAGAAUCCAUACGGGAGAGAAACCAUAUGAAUGUGCCGAAUGUGGGAAAAGCUUCAGUAAGAGCUCCACGCUGGCUAACCACCAGCGAACCCACACGGGGGAGAAGCCGUACAAGUGUGUGGACUGUGGGAAGAGCUUCAGUGAGCGCUCCAAGCUCGUCACACACCAGAGAGUGCACACAGGAGAGAAGCCCUACAAAUGCCUUGAGUGUGGGAAGUUCUUCCGUGAUCGUUCCAACCUCAUCACUCAUCAGCGGAUUCACACAGGAGAGAAGCCUUACAAGUGCAGAGAGUGUGGGAAGUGUUUUAACCAGAGCUCUAGUCUGAUCAUUCACCAGAGGAUCCACACUGGGGAGAAACCCUACAAGUGCAUGGAGUGUGGGAAGGACUUCAACAAUAGCUCCCACUUCAGUGCCCACCGGAGAACUCACAUGGGAGGGAAAGCAUCUUAGGAGACCCCCGCCCCCCUUGCCAUAGCAAGAGAGAAAUGUAUAUUUAACUCUUCUCAUCGUAAGAUAUAUGCUAGACACUUACCCAGUUUUUAAGCUUGGUGUAUACCCAGGAAAGCUGUCUUGGUAUGAUCCAGGUUAUUUGGAAGUGAAUUACAAAUGCAAAGGAUCCAGAUUUGAAGGCACUUUCUUUUCUAAAUUUUUAAAAAUUUUUAAUGUUUUAAUUUUAAAAAUUUUUAAUUUUUAAAAUUUUAAUUUUUAACUUAAAUUCAAUUUCGUUAACAUACACUGUAGUAUUUGUCUCAGGGGUGGAAUUUAGUGAUUCAUCAGUUGCAUAUAACUCCCAGUGCUCUUUCUAUUAAGUGCCCUCCUUCAUGCCCAUCACGCAGUUACCCCAGCCUCCAGCAGCCCUCAGUUUGUUGCCUGACGUUAAGAGUCUUUUAUGGUUUGAAGGCACUUUUGUUAAGUGUAAUUUGUUUUUCUACUGUAAACCGCCCCCCAUGCAGUCCUCAAGCUGUCUUUACAUUUGUUGUCUUGGGAGAACUUUAUCACUGUUCGAGCCAGACUGAUAACGUAGGGGAUUUGAGGGAAAUCCCUGGUCCUGAGCAGAGAUUCCAGACCUCACUGUGCCUUUACACUGUCCCCAGGUACACACGAUGCAUUGGCAAAUUCUCAUACAUGGCAGGUUUCAGCUGGGGCGUAUCAAUAUAGAAGAACUUUGAGACUGGGAAAGCAAUCAGUGGCUUGAAGCAGACCACCAUGACCUCAGCAAAGAGGAGGAAUGUCAGUGACAUCAUCACUAAAUAUUAAAAAUAGCAAAAGUAGCCAGUAUUUAUUGAGCAUUUGCUCUUUGGCAGGCUCUGUGCUAAGCACUUUGUACACAUCCUCUCACUCCUCAUGGCAGCCUUGGGAGGAAGGUACUAAUCUCCCCAUUUCCCGGAGGAGAAACUGAGGCUUGGGAAAACUAAGUAACCUGCUUGGGUGGCAUGUCUGAAGAUGGCAGUGGCAGACUGUGUCCAGAUCUAUCUGUCUCUGGAGCCUGAGGUGCCCCUGACCAUUGUACUGAGUCCCCUUCUGCCAUAGCGUGGGUAACUCAGACCCCAAAGCACUUUGUGGGCCAUGUUUCCUACUAAAAUUCCUUUAGGAAUUCUCCUUUUAGCAAAUUCAGAAACCAGGAAUCCCUAAACAUGAAAGGGUCUGGAAUGGCCCGAAUUGGCGAUGCUUGGAGCAAGGCUGAGCUAGUAUUAAAGUGCUUGAUGUGGCUUUCCUUCUUUGCAACAGUAUGGGGAAGAGAUACAGGGGUUGAGACUGGGGAGAACAGGCAGCCACCGUGUACCUCUUCCCAUGGGAUACAGCUUCCACGAAGAAAAUGGGGUUUAAGAAUUGUCCCCUUUCUCAAGGAGUCUGUCCUCUUUGAGUUAGACUUGGCUGAGUUGAAAAUGUUAAACCUUAAACCCAGGCCAGUGUUUUCGUCUCCCCAGCCCUUUUCCUCUUGGUGGUAGCUGAGCAGAGGGUAGGUGGGAGGAGUUGCCGUGCCUACUGAGAGGGCUUUGACCACCGCCCUGCACCUCAGGUGUGGGGCACAGUUUUAUCCUGAGCCAGCUUGUGCCGGGCCUGCCCGGUGCUUCCUGAAUGUUGGCCCUCCCACAAAAGACCAGUCAGAAGGGCUCACCCACGACGGUUUUCUAAUUUGCAUACUUCGGCCUUCAGAGUUUCUCCUUAGGAGGGUUUAAAAAUAUUGACCAUGGUCUUUGGUUUCCAGAGGAUUUUAAAAGAAAAUCCUUGUCCUGACAUCUCUGCUUGUGACUUCGAGAGGCCAUCCAUCAUGCCCUGGGUAUUUCAUGGACUUGGGAAGUACCUAGCAGAUGGUGGAAGUGAUGGGAAGAGUGGAAGUUUCUAUGCACACACGGGGGAGCCAUCGGACAGUUGUGCACUCCCACAGAGUGAGAUCGCUCCUCCAGCCCUUCCUCUGCGUCCUGAGAACCAGCUCAUCCGGGGCCACUGCCUGGCAACUCCUUCCCCGUUUAACUCUCCUGGCUCACAUGGUCUCUGAGGGGCAGGGUCGUGGGUGAGCCUUGGGUAGGCACCCGCAGGUAUUUGCUGCAACAAGAUGAGGCACAGGGAGCCGUGUGAGCUGCGGGGAAGGGAGUUCCGGGCAGGGGCAUGGUGGUGUGACAGCAGGAUUCGGGUGUGGAUGGGUGCCAGAGCAGCUUAGGACCGACAGCGUGUAAAGGGAGAGGUGGGCAGUGGUGCGAGCCGAGAUGGGAGGGUGCGGGGGCAGCUUCCCGGACCUCAUGUCUGAGUGGAGCUUGGACAUCAGGCCGUGGGUGACAUGGACACGUGUGGUUUGAGUGGAGCUUAGACGUCAGGCCGCGGGUGACAUGGGCGCGUGUGGUCUGAGUGGAGCUUGGCUGUGCUGCGGUAGGGACGCUACUGCAAUAUUCCAGUUAAACAUGAGGAUCUGAACUGGAGCAGUGGGUACCCGGAAGGGGAGCGGAUGGAUCUGAGCCAUUUCAGAGGCAGCGUUGGGGACAGCAGAGGAGAGCUAGAUGCCUUGGGUGAUGGGUGGGGCAUGUCACCAGAACAGGGAACACAAGGAGGAGAUGCAGGAGGGCAGAAGAUGACAAAGUUAGUUCAGGACAUUUGAACUUAAGGUGCCUGAGGGACACCUGAGGGGCACUGCAGCAGGCAUUUGGAUGUGUGGCCUGAAGCUAGGGGACAGCUCAGGACCAGGGAGGCACCUGCGUGUGUGGGAGUUAAACCACAGAUAAGAGAGUAUGUUCAAGUCCUGGAAGAACCCGGGCCCAGGACAGAACUUGGGAUUCACCAAAGGGAGAGCAAGACGCUCCUCCAGGGAGCUCUAGACCGCUCUCCACUCCUACCCCCCACCCCCGCGCACUCCUGUCGUCUUUUGGACACUUUCCAUUGUUGCUGAUGCCUGAAUUCUCAGUGUAGUCCCAAGUCUUCUGGAACCUUCACUGUGGAAGCCAAGCUGCGCUCUCUCCCUCGAGUGUCACCAGCACCCCUGUUCUUGGAGGUGGGCUAGUGUCUCAUGCUUCCAGUGAAUGCUUGGAUAUUCAUUACCCCCUGGUCCUUUGGCGGACCAGCAGACUCAGCCUGAGAGCACAGGCGGUGUGUGCCCUCCUCCCUGCAUAACUGACAUUUUGGAGGAAGUUCUUGUUCAGGUGGCUCCUGUGUCUGGGUCCUGCCCCCCACCCCUGCUUUGCUGGGCCACCCAGACAUCCUCCAGCAGGUCUUUGCUGCUCCAGUAAAUGGACACCCUGAGCUUUGUUAACGCGAGUCUGCCCUUGAGAAGCAGAUUCACUUUGCAGCCUGGGCCUCAGGCUGUGCCCCGCGGGACAGACCCUGGUGAAGGGAAACUGAGGCAGCGAUUGCAACCGUGGCUUGUGAGCUGCGCCUUCUUACUUGAGCUCUGCACCCUCCCUCAAGAAGGGCCGAGGCUCUUCUGAGGUGACAGAGAGACACUGAAAGGCUUUCCCCUCCACAGAAUCUUCGGGAGGCAGCAGACCCGUGGGUGAGGGCAGGGAGUGGGGCUGAGGGCGCCUUUAGGUACCUGCUCUAUUUAGCCUUGACUCCAGCAGUCAUCUCCCGGUCCCGGCUGCCUCACCCUCAUUGUCCCCCGGCAGCCUCUAGCCAGGAGGAGCGGAAGGCAGCUUGGGUCCUCACAUGCUGAGAAACGUAGCAGUCAGGACCUCGGGGAAUCCUGGUCUCUCCCUGCCUCAUCUGUUCUGGGGCCAUGCUGGGGACCUCGUUGCCCUGGAGCUCCUUUCCCCUGGUCCCGGAAGGAACCCUAGGCGUAGCCUGUGCUCGGUGAGCCCGCCCUGGGCUGCCUGGAGGAAGAGGCAGAGCGCUAAGGAGGCCCCUGUUCUCAGUGUGGGUCUGUCCUCCCACAUCUCGAGGCCGACAGCUGCUUUGGUCUAAGAGUCACCUAGUAAAGUCAGGAGCGUCAGAACGGUCAAGGGCAGGAUCCAGUUAAACAACUUUGCCCAAACACACUGAACAGGCUGAAUAAGGAUUUUCUAAUCCCAGUUUGGUGCAGGAUUCUCUUGGGUUGUGUGGAUGAUUCUGAUCCUGGCUGCCAUCCGCCUUCACAUAACACUUCCUGAGGUCACAUUUGUUUUUCACAUUUUCAUUGUUGGAAAAUGCCCCAUAAUUAUGCCAUCUAGAGGGUGAGGUCCCCACAAAGGAACAGUGAGAAAACACAUGGACCUGCAAGGCUGGUUCGAGAUCACGUGAACCUAAGCAGGAGAGGAUCCACAGGCAAUGGCUAGCGGAGCCAUUGUCCUUAGAAUCUCUGGAAAGUCACCGGAGCUCAGAGAGCCCCACUGUGGUGCCAGGUGACAAUUGGGACACAAAGGGGAAAGGACUCCUCUUCUUCAUUAGAACAUGGCUUGGCUUCAGUACUUUGGGGGAUUCACAGGGCACAGAGGAGCUUCUGUAUAUUUAGAGGAGUGGAAAUGGGCGUGAGGGCCAAG
Messenger RNA from Lutra lutra (Eurasian river otter), 7788 nucleotides. It is a transcript of the gene ZSCAN20, whose product is annotated as zinc finger and SCAN domain containing 20. The coding region runs from base 161 to 3295 and encodes 1044 amino acids. Gene Ontology annotation, molecular function: DNA-binding transcription factor activity, RNA polymerase II-specific; RNA polymerase II cis-regulatory region sequence-specific DNA binding. Gene Ontology annotation, biological process: regulation of transcription by RNA polymerase II. The transcript is spliced from 8 exons. Lineage: Eukaryota; Metazoa; Chordata; Mammalia; Carnivora; Mustelidae. The record is from RefSeq and is a predicted model, not a curated record.